GAGAGAAGGAAGAAGGAAGGGGGCGAGUGGCGCGAGCUGGCGCCGAAAUGGGAGAAAGGAGCGAGUGAGAGGGGAGGGGGCGCGGGGCGAGCGGCGAGGAGCCGAGUGGCCCCUCGGUUGGGGCGCCCUCCGCAGGCGCGCAUGGCAGCCCCCGCGCGGUGAUCCUCCCGGGCCGAGCGAGUAGCGCGCAGCUUGCACGAGUCCCGGGCCGAUGUCCCAGGUGAGUGGCCAGUGCCCCCCUCACUGCGACGCGCCCCAUGGAGCCCCCAGCGCAGCCCCGGGCCCAGCCCAGACCCCAUCCCUCCUGCCUGGGCUGGAGGUAGUAACCGGAUCCACUCACCCUAUGGAGGCAGCGCUAGAGGAGGGCUCCCUGGAGGAAGCGGAAUCCCCCAUGCCCCAGGGUAAUGGCCCUGGGGCCCCUCAGCCCCUGGACAGUACUGACCUCGAUGUCCCCACAGAAGCUGUGACAUGCCAGCCUCAGGGGAACCCCUUGAGCUGCACCCCACUAGUGGCGAACGGCUCAGGCCACCCCUCAGAGCUGGGCAGCGCCAGGCGGGCAGGGAAUGGUGCCCUGGGUGGCCCCAAGGCCCACCGGAAGUUGCAGACGCACCCAUCUCUCGCCAGCCAGGGCAGCAAGAAGAGCAAGGGCAGCACCAAAUCUACUGCCUCCCAGAUCCCCCUGCAGGCACAGGAAGACUGUUGCGUCCACUGCAUCCUGUCCUGCCUGUUCUGCGAGUUCCUGACCCUGUGCAACAUCGUCCUCGAUUGCGCCACGUGCGGCUCCUGCAGCUCCGAGGACUCCUGUCUCGGCUGCUGCUGCUGCUGCGGCUCAGGCGAGUGCGCCGACUGCGACCUGCCCUGCGACCUGGACUGCGGCAUUGUGGACGCCUGCUGCGAGUCGGCCGACUGCCUGGAAAUCUGCAUGGAGUGCUGCGGGCUCUGCUUCUCCUCCUGACC
Odobenus rosmarus divergens (Pacific walrus) is the source of this 957-nucleotide messenger RNA. It is a transcript of the gene MDFI, whose product is annotated as MyoD family inhibitor. NCBI's taxonomy places the organism in Eukaryota, Metazoa, Chordata, Mammalia, Carnivora, Odobenidae. The transcript has 5 exons. The record is from RefSeq and is a predicted model, not a curated record. The coding region runs from base 212 to 955 and encodes 247 amino acids.